Echinostoma caproni is the source of this 1635-nucleotide messenger RNA. The record is from the annotation of a GenBank genome assembly. NCBI's taxonomy places the organism in Eukaryota, Metazoa, Platyhelminthes, Trematoda, Plagiorchiida, Echinostomatidae.
AUGAGCGAUAUUGCAGUGCACUCGGAGUCAACCGAGGGUAUGUCCAGUUUCAUCGAGGACAAAACGCUUUUAAUGCGACAAGAGGAUAAAAAGGGAAACAAUCUAUACUUUCAUUUCAAAGAAUGUUUGAAGUAUUUAUUUGCACAUCAAAAGUCCGAUGCGUUUAUCAGUUUUGAACAUAUCAGUCAAAAAAUGAAGUCGGUAAAAAUCUAUUCGAACUAUGAGGAACCUCCGACGGACAAUCCGGCUCUGCUGUCCACUGCACGAAUUCAACAAAAACUUUUUACCAAGGCUGAAGGUGAAGAGGAAGAACCGGUUAUUGAGGAAAAUACGGAACACCCAUUUCCGAAUGUGAUGGAAUCCGCUUACCAGUUGGAAUUGGCCGGUAUCGGUUUGAGUGCGUGUGAAACAAUGAAUUUGGCGCUAGCAAUUAAACAGUUAGUCAGUUCGAUCCCCGUGAAAACGGCUCGAUUUUGGGGAAAAGUGUUUGGCACUUUGCAAAAUAUGUAUGUUGUAGAGGUUGAGUUUGAAGAGGGAGAGGAUAUGGACGAGGAUGAGGAGGAUAGCGAGGGACAGAAUGAUGCGGAUGAAGAAGAGGUAGCCAACGAGGUGGACGACGAUGACGCGGAAACUGCGCGAGAUGUUUUGCCCAAGAACAAAUGGAAGCCACCGAUCAAAGCACCAAAAGAGCCGAACAAUCAGAUCGGUGUGAAUCAGAAAGCCUAUUUUGUAUGCCAUGAACCCGGACUGAAAUGGAUCCGUCUCCCGCCGGUCACACCGCAACAAAUUGUAGCCGCACGAUCUAUUUGCACAUUAUUCACGGGGAAUCUGGACAACACUGUCAAUUGUUCCCCUGCCUUCCCAGGAACAGAGGCGCAUUAUCUACGCGCACAAAUUGCCCGUAUCAGUUCGUCCACUCACAUCUCACCAGAGGGUUACUUUCAACUGGGACAAGGUGGAGAGGAAGAGGAAGAACAAAUGGAAGAUGAGGAGGGCAAUCCUAGUCAGAUGUGUAGCAAAAAUCCCGAUUACGAAUCGAUACCGGCCGAGCAACUGGUUACAGGAGGUUUAGAGCAGUGGGUUCAUCACAUACCGUAUAUUCUACCCCAGGGACGAGUCACGUGGUGGAAUCCAUCAAGGACAUCUGGGGAGGAAAUGGAAGAUGUAAUGGAGGAUGAGGAUGAAGACGAGGGUGGAGAUCAAAGCAAACCGCCUCCACCACGACCAGAACGUGGACCACCUAUACUGAGCAAAAUCGCAUCCGAUUUAGCUAUAUUUGGACAACCGGCUUGGUCCGUUCGUCUGAGUUCCCAACUGAUACCCGAACACGCUUCCGUGGUUGUUUCAUCAAACUUAUGGCCUGGUGCUCAUGCCGUUGCAUGGGGAAAGUCCUUUGAGAACGUUUAUAUUGGUUGGGGAUUGAAAGCAUCCGGACCGGGUUUUCAAUCGCAUUUGCCUGUGGAUCCCUUGGAUGAGUUUCAAGACACUCCGGAAAUCAGUGAAACACUCGAUCCCACCCCGGAAGAUGAAGCCGCACUGCGUGCCGCUCACAAUAUGGAAAAUGUAGAAGAGGAGCACGGUGAAGACAACGGAUCGGAUGCGGAUAGAGCAGACGAGGAACAGGAGGAAGAUUAG